Messenger RNA from Cotesia congregata, 405 nucleotides. The record is from the annotation of a GenBank genome assembly. NCBI's taxonomy places the organism in Eukaryota, Metazoa, Arthropoda, Insecta, Hymenoptera, Braconidae.
AUGGUUAGUGCCGUUUUUCACAAGCAGUUGGAUUUUGAUGCAAUAUUUAGUUAUUCUGAAUGUAAUUCUUCAAUUAUUCAAAUGCAUAAACGCCAUAAUUCUUCAACUUUCAGCAUUUCCUUCAACAAUUCCGCUUCAAGAGUUCGCUAUGUUAAUAAGGAUAUUGUUUGUGUAAAUCAUGCGACCAUGCAAUUAUGUGACAUUUGUGACCAGGUAGCGGAUUUAUAUGCGAUCCCAGUGCUGCUAAUCCUUAUUUAUUUUAUUACAACAACAACAACAUUUAAUGUAGCCGGGUUUGGCGAUGACUUACUGGGCUAUAGGCGCAUAGUUUUCGUUAGUAGCCUUCGAUUUGGUGAUCUUCACUUUUCACAUCAUCAAGAUUACACGAGAAUAUUGCAAUACUAA